Phycomyces blakesleeanus NRRL 1555(-) is the source of this 1833-nucleotide messenger RNA. RefSeq lists its product as hypothetical. The coding region runs from base 1 to 1833 and encodes 610 amino acids. The record is from RefSeq and is a predicted model, not a curated record. The transcript is spliced from 8 exons. Lineage: Eukaryota; Fungi; Mucoromycota; Mucoromycetes; Mucorales; Phycomycetaceae.
AUGUAUCAACAGAUCAACCGUUACCUGUCUCGCAGGGAGUAUCCAGAGGACUGCCCAGCGCCAAAUAAGAAGAAACUGCGUAACCGUAGUCGUAAGUAUGUGGCAGUAGAAGACCGCCUGCACAUUAAGAGGUCGACGGGGGAGCCAGGUCCCGAGGUAUUACAUGCCCAGAACAUGCUCAGAGUGGUGACCGAGGUCCACGAGGAGGGACACUGGGAUGAGGACGCCGCGAUCGUGGCCAGCCCCCGUCCGGAAAUUCCAGAAAGUCUAUUUGCAGAGAGUUCUGGAAAGCCGAGUCCGCGUCAUCCACGGACUGAUGGAGGAGUACCGCCUUCUGGCACAAGAGAGAAUCGCGGUACAGCAGAAGAAACGGAAGAAGCGAUACGACAAGUCGGUCAUAACCGUCAAGUCCGAGGUUGGCGAUCAAGUCUUGAUGCGGGAAAUGACGAAGGCGACGAAAUUCGACGAUGCCUGGUUGGGUCCGUUCGUGGUCACGCAAGUAAACCGGGAGCGUGGAUAUGCUCAAGCGUUGGGUGGCCCCCACGAGUGCCAAGGAGCCGUCCCGGAAGGCGAAGAAGAAAUUCGUGGAAGAAGGUGCGACGACAAGAGUCGGAGACGCGCAUUGACACGGAGAAGGCCAAGGAACCCACCUUAUCGGUACAGGCGAGGGAAACAGGAACGGUGGAGCAGAAGCAAGAACAGGCGACAAGCGCAGCCACAGUGGAGCCGGUCGACGAUGUAGCUCAGAUACCCGAGGUCCUCGUUGCUGGUCAACCCCCUCUUCAUGAACCGCAGAAGGUGCCGAUAUACCCCCGGACAAUUCGAGUAUUAUAUGAUGAUAUAAAGGAGAACAGAAGGAAAGGAUGGAAAGUCUGGUUAUUCAAUUUUGGACAAUAUAUCUGGGUGGAUCUUACGGACAGCCUGGCAGGACAGCCUGAACAGCCUGAACAACCUGAAAUCAGCCAUGCAGAAAGUCGUAAGAAGUUGCUGUCAUUAAAACGUGGCGCAAUCAUGUUGAAUAUUUCACUAUUCAUUGGUCUUCUUACACGUAUCGUGUCUUUCUCUUUCUUUCACCUACUUAUAUUCCCAAAGUCUGACAGUACCAACUGGUCACUGCUGGCGUGGGAUGGCUUUAGAAAAAUGAUCGAUGGAUCUUAUGGUUGCCAGCAACAAUAUCCACAACAGGAUACUCUUUUGCUCUCAAAAUUUGUAAGGACGAGUAAGGAAGAACGCGAGUCAUGGCGUUUAUUCAUUCUAUGUCAAUUAACAUUUGGCCGUAGACUUGAACAAUUACCUUUAGAACCAAUCAGUCAAAAGGUUGAUAAAUUGGGUUUGAUUACAAGAUAUACUAGUGCAGCUAUCAAUCCAUUGUUGGAAAAUCUUAUAAAACACGUCAUGUUUCGGUGGUAUGAAAAGAAAAAUUUCAGUCAAACGCAAGCUCAAUUUAUUUUUGUCAUUUUCGCGUACUUUAGGACUUCUGUUGCCAAUAACAAGUGUAAAUCUUGUGAGAUGGCAUUGUUACUGGCCAGACCAGACUCUACAAUCAGCAAGGUUAUGGGCACGGAGAUCGGGCAAACUGUGGGAUAUGAAGAAGUGAAACCGGCAUUACAGGCGCUGAAUCGCGAGCUGGUCGGAAAAGACUUGGUGCGAUUGGCGCUUUUAUCAAAAAAAAAAACGCGAUUGAUACGUAUCGUAGCAAAUUUGUCUUGGUGUUUCUUGUCGCUGUUGCCCAUAGGCAAAUUUGUUGCCCAUUCGGGGUUGUUAAACAUUAAUUCCUAUUGGCCUAUAAAAAAGUUACCCAUACGCAACCGAGUUCCGCAUCCGGAGCUUUAA